Molecule: messenger RNA, 1033 nt
Organism: Coffea eugenioides
Lineage: Eukaryota; Viridiplantae; Streptophyta; Magnoliopsida; Gentianales; Rubiaceae
Product: peroxidase 20
Exons: 4
Coding region: 1-1005 (334 amino acids)
Biological process (GO): response to oxidative stress; hydrogen peroxide catabolic process
Molecular function (GO): peroxidase activity; heme binding
Source: RefSeq, a predicted model, not a curated record
AUGAAGUCCGUGCAAAUAUCAUUCUUUGUACUUGUUUUGACAAUUUUUCGCGUAAGAAAUUCAAGAUGUGAUAGCCCUCUCGUUCUUGACUACUACAAAGAAACAUGCCCCCAUUUGGAAGAGAUGGUGCAACGCAUUGUUGAAAUUGCUGUGCUCGAAGAUCCUCGUAUGGCUGCCUCGAUGCUACGGUUGCACUUCCAUGACUGUUUUGUCAUGGGAUGUGAUGCAUCAGUUUUACUCGAUGAUUUUGGAAAUGUUAUAAGUGAAAAAGAAGCAGGGCCUAACUUGAAUUCUCUGCGAGGAUUUGAAGUCAUAGAUGAAAUAAAGUACGUAGUUGAAGAGUCCUGUCCUGCUACUGUUUCAUGUGCUGAUAUAAUAACCAUUGCUGCUCGGGAUUCAGUUGUAUUGAGAGGAGGGCCCGGGUGGGAUGUCCUUUUAGGCAGGAGAGACUCUCUUACAGCAAGCUUCAAUGGUGCCAAUCAGUUUAUUCCAGCUCCAAACUCCACUCUAGACAGCCUCAUAGUCAACUUUCAACAACAGGGUCUUGACACUGGAGACUUGGUUGCUUUAUCAGGCAGCCAUACUUUGGGAAAAGCAAGGUGUUUGAGUUUCAGGCAAAGGAUCUACGACUACAAUUCUGAAGAAAAAUACGGCUAUCAUGAGAGAGAUGAGGAGUACCUCAGUGCAUUACGAUCAUUAUGCCCAAGAUCAGGGAGGGAUAAUACGCUGGCACCACUUGAUCUCAAGACUCCAGCUAGGUUUGACAACCACUACUUCAUUAACAUCAUUGAAGGAAGAGGACUGUUGAUAUCGGACAAUGUGCUGGUAGACCAAGGUCUUCAAUGGGAAAUAAGAAAGCAUGUCUUUGCUUAUGCCUCUAAUCAAGAAUAUUUUUUUGAUUCAUUUGUAAACUCAAUGAUCAAGAUGGGGAAUGUUAAUGUGCUCACUGGAAACAAGGGUGAAAUUAGAAAGAACUGUAGAUUUGUUAACUCUUAUACAAUUUGAAAAGAACAAGGAGUAGGACUCAAUGUUC